Messenger RNA from Photinus pyralis (common eastern firefly), 6124 nucleotides. RefSeq lists its product as uncharacterized. Gene Ontology annotation, biological process: DNA repair; telomere maintenance. The coding region runs from base 536 to 6082 and encodes 1848 amino acids. NCBI's taxonomy places the organism in Eukaryota, Metazoa, Arthropoda, Insecta, Coleoptera, Lampyridae. Gene Ontology annotation, molecular function: DNA helicase activity. The record is from RefSeq and is a predicted model, not a curated record. The transcript is spliced from 6 exons.
UGCUAUAAUUUCACCGUUAGAUAGCGCCACCUGUAUAACAACACAACAUUAUUUUUAUUUGUUUGUGAUUUGUUUUACAAACAGAAGUAGACGUACCUACCCUCAAGUCAAUUGUAAUGAAUUAACAUGAACUAUUUAACGCAGCCAAAAUCUCAAACUGUGUAACAUAAUCUCAAAGCAAGUCCACAAAAUCAACACAGUAGUUUGGUGAAAGUAAUAGAAGAAACGGAAAGAAUUGAUUAGGGAGAGGUAAGUGCAAUGACCUUUGGGUUUGUGUAGUACGUAAAGGAGUCGCAAUGAACGAUGGCAGAGCAAAGGCAAUCCUGAUUAUUCGUCAAGUUAUCUGUGUCUGAAAAAUGAAAAGGGAGUCCGAUUGAACGGAAGACGUAGACUUGUAGGUGUUCGAUAAUCAAAUUGUAACGUUCGACGAAACAAAACAACGUACAUUAUAGUCGCAUUCAACGAUACGGAACCGCACGUUAUAGUUUAAAGUGCAAUCGACUGUGAAUAAAAAAUUAGCACAUCGUGCCUCAUAAUGCCAAAGCGAAAAAAGGCAACGUUAACAGGAAGAGUUGAAAGAAAAGGUGCCAAAGUGCAAAAACAAAAUCGAAGACAAGAUCCAGAAUAUUCAAGAUCUGACAAUUUGUGUAAUACAGAAUCACGUCGUGCCAGACGAUCUGAUCCAGUUUACAACGCAAAUGAUUUGGCACGAGAUAAUGUAAGUCGUCGUGCCAGACGAUCUGAUCCAAUUUACAACGCAAAUCGGUUGACACAAGAUGAUAUAAGUCGUCGUGCUAGACGUUCUGAUCCAGUUUGUAACUCAAACGAAUUGGCCCGAGACAAUGCCACUCGACGAGCAAAGCGCGGUGAAUUGAAACCAUGGAAAUAUGCUGUUGUAAUUUAUAAUGAAAACAUCAAGGAUGGACCAUGUCACCGAUGCUUUAGCUGUGACAAACUAUUAUUUAAAACUCAAGUCGUUAAAACCACCAAAGAAUCUCUUUUAUCUAAAGGCUGUGAUAUCGAUUAUUUAAAAACAUUGAUUAUUCAUGAACUGUGUCAAUUGGAUGAAUAUAAUUUUUGUGCCACUUGCAUGACUUACAUUCGAAAGAAACGAUAUCCAAGAUUCAAUAUCAAUAACUCAAAUUUAAAUUUUCCUACGAUUCCACAAGAAUUUUUGGAUAUGAAUAUUACUCCAUUGGAAGAAAGAUGUGUAGCAGCAAGAAUUCCAUUCAUGAAGCUGGUAGCGCUUGGUUGUGAUAGACAAAUUGGAAUCAAAUCUGGUGUAGUUAACGUGCCAAUAGAUGUACGUCGCACAAUUGAGUCAAUUCCAGCAAGACCAGAGGACAGCGGAAUUAUUGAAUUGUCUCUUGUACGCAAGAUGUGCUACAGAUCUGUCUACAUGAAAGAGCGAGUUAGACCAGCAAUCAUAUGGAAGGCAGCCAAAAUGUUGACGGAAACACCGCUCUAUAUUGGAGAAGGAAUUGGGUUGAAUCCCAAAUACGAAUCAAAUGAUGUGAAUGCUCCUACAAUUAAUUUAGAUGAGACAAAUGCUGAAAUCGUGGUGCCAAACUCAAAACAAGAUGGCACAAAUAUUUUACUGGAAACUGACACAGAAUUCGUACCAGCUGAGGAUAAUUACAUUGAAGAAGAGACACUCUUGGAUUCAAAUGAAGGCAUUCAAUUUGCUCCGGGUGAAGGACAGAUACCAAUUCCUAUGUUUAUGGAUCCCUAUUGUGAAGAGUUAGCAUUUCCGACUAUAUAUUUCGGACAUCCUAGAAAACCACAACAUUCUGGAAUUCGUUUAUCAUACGAAGACAUUGUCAAAUCAGAAUUGCAACGCUAUGAUCGAAGAGCAUGCCGUGCUGAUCAUUUACUUUUUAUGCACAAAAAGAGUCAAAUAAAACAACUCAUGGGCCAGAUGAAUAUCGUGUUCAGAAAAAGUGCACAAACUCAUGAGAUCACAGCAUCGCAAGUCACAAACAAGCAAUAUAUCGAACAGUCAAUUUUUGAUGAUCAUGCAUAUAAAUUUACUGCCUCAAUUACCGGAAGCCCAGCCUAUUGGGAGCAACAGAAAAAGAAAGUACUUGCUAUGGUACGACAAUACGGAAUUUUCACGAUCUUUCUCACCCUCUCGUCUGCAGAAACUCAUUGGAAGGAAUUGCUAGUAAUUCUUAAGAAAACUGUGGAUAAAGAAGAGAUUUCUGAGGAUGAAGCUGGCCAAUUGACAUUUGAUGAAAAGGCACGAUUGAUAAGAACAGAUCCAGUUACUUGCGCCUUAUAUUUUGAUCAUCGAUUCAAAGAGCUGCGAAAAACUUGGCACGGUGUUGAGGAUGGUCCAUUUGGACAUUAUGUCAUAGAGCACUAUUUCUAUAGGAUAGAAUUCCAACACAGAGGCUCACCGCACGUACAUAUGGUACUUUGGCUAAAAGAUGCUCCAAUUUUCAUGCCAUAUGAUGAAGAAUCAGAGAGGAAAGUUGCAGAGUUAAUUGACAUGGUUUCGACAACUGACACUAAUGAUCCCGAUGUGCAAGAUUUUAUUAAAAACCAAUGGCAUCGAUGCAGCCAAACUUGUAAGAAAACAGCACGAGGAAAAAUAUCAUGCCGAUUUGGUGCACCAUUUCGUCCUAUGGAUAAAACGCGUAUUUUGUAUCCAAUUGAUCAGAAUUUGGACAAGGCAGUGCAAACUAAAAUCAGAGAAUUGAAUGGAAGGCUAAAUGAAAUUCUAGAUGAUACUCCUGAAGAAAUUGGCACGCUUCACGACUUAAUGAUAAAAUCGAAUUGUAGCUUUGAAGAAUAUCUUCUCGCUGCUCGUACCAGCUUAAAGCAUCCAACAAUUUUCAUUAAGCGAGAGCCAAAAAACACAAGAAUAAAUGUGUACAAUAAGAAAAUUAUUUUAUGCAUGCGCAGCAAUAUGGAUAUUCAGUAUGUUCUCGACCCAUAUUCAUGCAUUGGUUACAUAGUAGAUUAUGUCAAUAAGUCAUCACGAGGAUUGUCAAGAUUGCUAAGAGAAUGUAUAGACCAAGCAAAAAGAGGAAACUACACUCUCAAAGAGAAACUCAAGUCUUUGGCACAUAUUAUGUAUAAUUCAUCUGAAAUUUGUGCUCAGGAAGCUGCUUGGUGUAGACUUCAUCUUGCAAUGGCUCGUUGCUCAGAUGGUGUUGAGUUCAUCAACACAAAUCACUCUUCUACACGAACAAGAAUAUUAAAAUCAAACAAAGAACUUCAAGAUUUGGUAGCAAAGGAUCCUGAAAGUACGGACAUAUAUAAGAAAGGUACUAUUGAACAUUAUGAAAAUCGACCGGAUGAACUGGAGUCCCUCUGUUUAGCAGAAUUUGUUGCUAACUUCACAUUCAAAUUGAAAGCAGGAGUUGCUGUUGUGGAGAACGAGAAUAACGAUAAUGAUAUCGAAGCAAUUCCAACUAUUGAUGAUGAGUCGGUCACAAGGAAAUUGAGGAAGUUUCAACUUAGAGAUGGAACUGGCACGAUCACUGAACGGAAGUCUCCCAAGGUAAUUCGGUAUUGUCGUUUCAAUAUGGAGCAGGAUGAGGAAAAUGCCCUAAGAGAAAUGUGCCUGCUGUUCAGACCAUUCCGAGAUGAAAAAUCUGAGAUUGAAGAUGCAGAUUGUGCCUUAGUUUAUAUCAAUAACCGCGAAACAAUCUCAGAAAACUACACUAAAUUUAAUGCUAUUGAACUGGAUCUUACUGAUAUAUUACGAGAAAUUGAAGAUGAGCGUCGUGCCACUGAAGAAGAAGCGGAAACUAAUGCUGCUGAUAAUCCAGAUGAAAAUCCAGACUUCUUGAACGUAUAUGAAUUUGACGACAAUGUAAUUCGACCAGAUCUUGAAACUGAAAUUGGAGAACUCUCAAGACAUGAAUUGACCACUAAAUAUGUUGUGCCAGAGUUAUUAAGUGAUGAUCAAUACCUAAAUUUGUGUGAUUCGUUAAAUAUUGAGCAAAGAGAUUAUUUAAUGCAUCUGAUUAGCGUUUUUAAAGAUGGAAAAGACUUACCUGUUUAUCAUUUCAUCACUGGUGGAGCUGGUGUCGGCAAAAGUCGCCUUAUCAGUGCCAUAUACCAGAGUAUAAUAAAAAUUUUUAGAAUGUCACCAGGUCAAACGAAGGAAAACGAAGUUCUUUUGGUGGCUUUUACUGGUAUGGCUGCUCAUAACAUAGGUGGUGUAACGGCACACGCAGCUUUUUGUUUGGUACCAACUAUAGGUGAUGCAGAGAAAAUGCUUCCCCCAGAUAAGGCCAACUCAAUGGCAGCAAGUCUUCAACAUUUGAAACUGAUAAUUAUCGAUGAAAUCAGCAUGCUACCGGCUGAAUUAUUAAAUCAAAUAAGUUCGAGAUUGAAGCAAACACGUCGUACUACAGCGGAAUUUGGUUCAGUAUCUGUUAUUGCAGUUGGCGAUUUUAAUCAAUUGGCCCCAGUUGGCGGCGCGAUGCCUUUCAAGCCACGAAACAGUCGGCAAGGAAGUUCAGUGUCAAUUUUGGUUGAUAAUCCCCAAUGGUCACUUUUCCAGUAUUAUAAACUGCCACGAGUAAUGCGACAACGUGAUGACUUAAGAUUUGCACAAGCACUAAAUCGCAUUCCAACUGGUGAAUGUACUGCCGAAGAUAUCCAAUUGUUUGAAUCUCGUAGUUUUAUGGAAAAUACAUUACCAGUCGAAGCUAAAGCAGCAGUUCGUCUAAUGAAGGCCAAUCGUACUGUUGAUGAGUUCAAUAUUCGUCGAAUUAGAGAAAUCGAAAAGGAUUCUUCAGUAAAAAUUAUACAUCAAGCCGAAGAUAGAUUUAGUGGACAUAUAACUGAGCGCCAAAAAAAUCAGGCACGACGUGAAAUUGAAAAAUUGAACAAAAAGGACACACAAAAUCUGAUGACAGAAUUGCAAUUAGUUUAUGGUGUGAAGUACAUGAUAUCAACUAAUAUUGAUGUUACUGAUGGUCUUUUCAAUGGUGCUACUGGCACUUUAAGAUUCAUUGAGAUUGUCAAUAAUCGAACACAAGCUGUGUAUCUACAGAUGGAUGACAAAUCAGUGGGAAAAUCAGCAAUUGGAAAGCGAAGAGCAUUUAUGGAGAAAAAUAACAUUUCAACUCGAUGGACUCCAAUAUUCAAAACCAAAAAGACAUUUAAUGUUUUAAGAAAAGGCACUGUUCAGGUUACAAGAGAGCAAUAUCCUUUAGUGCCUGCAGAGGGAAUUACAGUUCAUAAAAGUCAGGGACAGUCAAUGCCAAAAGUUGUCAUAGAUUUAAUAUCAAGCAAGAUGGAUCGUGCCAUGCUUUAUGUCGCACUGUCGCGUGCCAUUAGUCUUGAUGGUUUAUUCUUAAUUGGAAAGUUUGUACCUCCUGCAAAACUGGAUGAUAAUAAUGAAGUUAAGUUAGAAAUGGCAAGAAUGGAAAGGGAUUGUACACUAGUGCCAGCAUACAAGUUUCUGCGAGAGGUCAAAGAAGACUUCAUUCAAAUAAUAUCACACAACGUUCAAUCAAUUCAAAAACAUAGUUCCUCGAUCGUGCCGGAUGAAACGUAUAUGAAUAGUGCUAUGAUUUUACUUCAAGAAACAUGGGCAGUAAAUAAUCGACUUUAUGAUAUUCCUACUUUCACCGAGAUAUGUAGAAACGACUUUGCUGGACCUAUUGCAAAAGCUCAAGGCACAAUGAUUUAUGUGAAAGAUUCACACUUGAGUUCGAUAGUGCCAGCAUGUGCCAGAGAAUUCAAGAGAGACAAACAACAUAUAGAAGUCACCAGUUGUAUUAUAAGAGAACAAAUUUUGAUUAUAAAUAUCUAUAAGAAUCCUGAUGCCGACACAAAUUUAUUCAAGGAUGCCAUUACUGCUUAUUUAGAUUUGAUCAAUAGUUUCACAAACAUUUUUCUAUUGGGAGAUUUCAAUGAAAACUUGGCAGAAGAGGCUCGGACUGAAAGAUUUCUUAAAACAAUUGGGUUUAAGCUUGUAUCUCAAAGAAAAUCUACUACCAAUACUGGCACGACAAUUGAUGGCAUUUUUGCAAAGUCAAAUCUGGAUAUCCAGACAUAUAUUUACGAAUCCUAUUUUUCUUAUCAUAAAGCAUUAAUUUUACGUUUCAAUUACUAAUCUUUAUUUGUGUUUAAUAAAAGUUAUCGAGUAUGGUUACAA